AUGUGUAACUUAUUACCGAAUUAUCAAGUCACACCAGAUUGUAGUGAGACCUAUGAGACCGACUCAGAAUUCGAAAAUUCUGAAAACAAAGAUCUCAAGAGUUCUAAAGCUUCGAGGCAGGAUUCUAAACAAAACAAAGAAAGUAAACCAAACACUAAAUCACCAUUAAAAUAUAUCAAUCAUAAAUCAAAACUAUCACAACAUAAUUCAGUAAUAAAACCUUCAUCUCAUUCAAAGUUUGAUCAUAUCUCAUCAAUAUCUUCAUCUAAAAAAUCAAAUUUCAAUAAAAAAUUCUCAUCAGGUUUCAUAGAACGAUGGGAAUCUAAUCAAUUAGCAUUAGCUGAUGCAAAUAGUUUAAUUGUACAAUUGAAUAAAGAAUUAAAAGAAUGUAAAUUAGAAUUAAAAACAUUACAAAGACAAUAUAAAAUGCAAGCUGUACGAUUAGAUAAAGCUAUAGGACAAGAAGCUGAUAUGCCACAAAUUGUUGAACGUUUAAAUUCAGAAAUACGUACAUUACAUAUUCGUUUACGUGAGAAAAUUUUACAAUCCAAUAUAGAUCAAAGAAAAAUUCAUGAAUUACAACAACAUGUUUAUGUAUUAGAGAAAACAAUGAAUGAUGAAAAACAUAAUCAAUCACAAUAUACUGAUGAAAGAUCAUCAAUAUCAUAUAAACGAAAUAAUAAAACUUAUGAUAUAACUAUAGAAUUAAAAGAAGAAAAAAAGAAAAAUUCGCAAUUAAAGCAUCAAUUAGAUAUAUUAACAAAAAAUUAUAAACAACAAAUCAAUAUAAAUAAUGAAAAACUACGACAUUUACAACAAGACUAUCAACAUUUAAAAGAUAAACUUUAUGAAAGAACUCAACAACUUCAGGAGAAAACAAAAUUACUAGAAUUACAAAAUGUUUAUAGUCAUCGUAUACCAAAAAAUCUUAUACUGAAUCAUUUACCUAGUUUAUCAUCUAUGUGUUUAACAAAUGAUGAAAUGAACAAUCAUAUUGAUCGUAAAGAAGAACUAACAAAAUCUAAUCAUUCAUUAAUUGAUCAAUAUAAUUGUAAUUCUAAUGAUAAAUCUUCACCUAGACUACCACCAAUUAUUGUUCAUGAUAACAAUCACAAUAAACCCAAUGAUGAUGUAACAUCAUCAUUAUUAUCAUCUCAUGAUGUCAAUAUAUGUAAAGGAUUACAACAAAUGCCUACAAUAAAGAAUAAUAUAGAAUCCAAUUUAGAAGUAGAUCCAUUAAUGAUGAAUGGUAAACUAUCAAAUGAUCAUGAACAUCAUGUAGAUCAGAAAAAAGAAAAUUUAUCGAAAGAAGUGAUUGAGAACCAUCAAAUAAAGGAUUCCAAUCUUCAAAACAAUAAAGAAAAUCAAAUGAAUAGUAACAAUAAUGAUACUGAAGUAAAAUUAAUGAAUGAAUCCAUUGGAAAAUUGCAUGAUCAUAAUAAUAAUAAUCUUCCCAUUGAUCAUAAUGAAGUUGAUAAUUCCUAUACUACUCAAAUGAAUCAUAUAAGUAAUAUAAAUGAGAAAAACAUAAAAAAAAUAGAAGAAAAUGAAAUAGAAGAAAGAAAAUAUAAAUUACAUUUAAUACAAACACUUCAAGAAAUCGAUAAACAGGAAAUCCAUCAUAAACCAUAUGAAAAUCAUAAUCCUAAUAACAAUUCGAUGAAUAAUAAUACUGGAAAGACAAGAGAAGAAGAACUAUGGAAUGAUUUAUUUGGAUCAAUAAAAGAAAAUGCCAAUGAUACAUCGCAAGUGAUAAAUCAACCAUAUCAACCUUCUUCUAAUAAUGGAAUCCUAUUGAGUAACACUAUCAAUCAAUCUAUACAUCAUUCAAAUAGGAAAAUAGGUAUUCAUCAAAAAAGUAAUAAUAAAGAUCAUAAUCAAGAUACAUUCAAACAACCAUUAUGGUUAUCAAAUCAUCAAACAGUUAAUCAACUAUCGAAUGAAUCGAACAUCCUAAACAAUCAGAAUUCAAUUAAUUGUAUGAAGUUGAAUAAUAAUAAUAUUAAUAAUCGAUUGAUCACUACACAAUUCGAUCAUAUUGAUACUGAUAUUGAAAUAUUACAAAUUUGA
Schistosoma spindalis is the source of this 2070-nucleotide messenger RNA. NCBI's taxonomy places the organism in Eukaryota, Metazoa, Platyhelminthes, Trematoda, Strigeidida, Schistosomatidae. The record is from the annotation of a GenBank genome assembly.